This is a messenger RNA of Purpureocillium takamizusanense, 1356 nucleotides long. RefSeq lists its product as uncharacterized. NCBI's taxonomy places the organism in Eukaryota, Fungi, Ascomycota, Sordariomycetes, Hypocreales, Ophiocordycipitaceae. The record is from RefSeq and is a predicted model, not a curated record. The coding region runs from base 29 to 712 and encodes 227 amino acids. The transcript has 2 exons.
CUCUUUAAAAAAAUAAGUUCAUUUCAUCAUGGAGAAAGCUAAACAAGCCGUCGCGAACUUUGUCUCCCGUGACGGGAAGCACACCACCACCGUCGACGAGGAUGUGCGGAAGGCCGUCACCGAGGAACAUAUUCGCCCGCACGAGCAUGAGGACAUUGUCACUGCGGUAGACAAGGAGAUCCACCAAGAUCACCAUCACACUACCGUGCAGCCCAUUACUAUGAAGGAAACCCUGCCGGAGAAACACACACAUCACGCCCUCCCCGUGGAACACAAGUCUUAUGAACAUGGAAACGAGAAAGAUGUCAGCGCCUUCCUUGAGCGCGACGCUAGCAAGUACAGAGACAGUUCUGUCACUCACGAGGCGACCCACUCGUCGUCCACUGCUCCAGUUGUGUCCGGAGAACAUACGCACCACCAUGUUCACGAACACGUUCAGCCCGUCAUUCAGAAGGAGACUGUAGAGCGUCAUGUUGUCCAUACGACUGUCCCAGUCCACGAGGUUCACCACGCGGCCGCAGUCCAACAUGGCACUUCUACUCUGCCCCCGAAGACGCUUGAAGAGUUCACGAGCGGUCGUGGGACCCUUGAAGGUCGAAACACCACGAAGGUCAACGAAUUCGAAGGAUGUCCCAACAUCAGCCACAAAGACCUCCAUGCCAAGGAAGCAAAGUCGGCGUCGCAGGCACAGGGGCUUGGCAACAGCGUGUGACGAGAGUGUUUGCUUGCGGAGAUGAUUUCUGUAUUACAGUAUUGGAGCUUUAUUGAUGGUCUUUUUUGACAAGGUUUGGCCUUUUGGCAAAACUGCACGUAAAUAAUAAGUCCGCAACACUGCGAAGUCCUAUCACGUUACUACACUCGUGACUGAUUGGUGUGCUGGGCUGCGCGGUCUAAGUACCGGAUGAGCUUGGGUUUUCAUACGUCGCGUGGGGAAGCGAUAUGCUCCCACGCUUCAUGGUAUUUUUGAUCGCUAUCUAUCGUAAGGCGAAUGUCCGAGGGUUGAGAGCGAGUGUUGUUGUCUUGCGUGGAGCGGAGGAUUGCACUCGGUCCCGCGAUGCGAGGAUUAUUGAUGCACCCCGCAGUUUCACUGCAGCCGCUGCUACAAGAAUGACUUCUACGGUGAUACAAAUGCGGGGGGGAAUGAGGGGAACCCGGUCCAAUGGACGCGACAACGCGCACGCCCAUGUCAAUUCGCAUGCGUCGAUUACCAGCUUGGAGGUUCUGAGCUCUUAGCUACCAGCGGUCGAUGAAACCGGCCUACCACGAGCUUCCGGCACUGGAGCUAUGAAACCGAAAUCAGUUGCAGAUAUAAGUCACACCUUGCGAGACAGGUCCCACCAAAAAAAAACAUGGCUC